Molecule: messenger RNA, 4416 nt
Organism: Cladocopium goreaui
Lineage: Eukaryota; Dinophyceae; Suessiales; Symbiodiniaceae
Source: the annotation of a GenBank genome assembly
AUGGUGUUUCGUCCGCUCCCUUGGGAGUACGCAAUUCGCAAUCUCUUCCGUCGCCCGUUGCGCACGUCGCUCACCUUUGCGGGCCUGACGACGGUGAUUGUAUUGAUUCUGGUCGUCGUUGGAUUUGUGCGAGGGUUAGAACAUUCUCUGGCAAUUAGCGGCGAUGAAGAGACGGCCGUGGUUUUUUCGCUAGGGAUGGGUGAGAACUUCGAGUACUCGUCGAUCCCAAUGCGGACCAGCGACUUGGUGCCCGCGAGCGUGCCAGGCAUUCAACAGCGGUUCGGUCAAAAGUACGUUUCGCCCGAGCUGUACUUGGGGACUGAAGUCGUCGUGGGUGAGCGAGAACCAUCGAUGGGUCUUGUCCGCGGGGUAACCCGACCUGCGUUGCUGGUUCGCCAUCAAGUGGAAAUCGAAGAGGGCAUAUGGCCCGAAGCGGGCGAAGUGAUGAUUGGCCGCAUGGUGGCCACCAAACUCGGAGUGAUGGCCGGGGAGAUGCAGCCCGGCGAGACAAUCGACUUCGAGGGCCGUACCUGGAGGAUCAGUGGCAUCUUCUCGGCCGGUGGUUCGGCGUUCGAGUCCGAAGCUUGGUGCCGCCUCGACGAGUUGCAACAAGCCAUGAAACGGCAGGACCUCAGCAUCGUGGCGCUCACAUUGGGGCCCAGGGCCGACUUUGAAGACCUGAACCUGUUCUGCAAAGAACGGCUCGACCUCGAGCUGCAGGCCAUGCACGAAACAGAAUACUACGCCUCCCUUCAAAAAGAUUACGCUCCCGUGCGGUGGCUGGCAUGGCUGGUCGUGCUGCUUGUCGCCGGGGCAGGUGUGUUCGCAGGGCUGAACACCAUGUACGGCUCCGUCGUGGGACGCAUCUCAGAACUCUCAAUGUUGCAAACCCUGGGUUACGUCCGCAGAGCAGUGCUGGUCAGCUUGAUUCAAGAGGGCGUGUUAAUGUCGGCCGCGGCAAGUUUGCUCGCGGUGGCCAUUGCCUUGGUGUUCGUGAACGGGGCCGCAGUGAGGUUCACCAUGGGUGCCUUUACGUUACAUGUCGACAGCAUCGCGGUGCUGAUCGGUUGCGGGCUCAUGCUCGGAUGCUCGGAGCAGGGCACGCCCCCAACUGCCACGCAAACGCAAUCUUCGUCCGGUCCUUCAGCCGAAGGUGAACAGUUUCUGUUGGCCGCCGAACCGGCCGGCGUGAACGAUGUGAUCAAGGUUCGCAAAGAGGCUCAAGACGGCGAGGACGUGGUGAUCAUGGGUCGCAUCGGUGGAAGCGAGAACCCCUGGAUCGAUGGCCGCGCGGUGUUCUCAAUUGUCGAUUUGUCUCUCAAAGCAUGCAGUGACAUUCCCGGCGACACCUGCCCCGUGCCCUGGGACUAUUGCUGUGAAACCCCGCAACUUCCUGAAGCCACUGCGUUGGUAAAGGUUGUUGAUGACGGUGGCGAUAUCGUGAAGGCCGACGCCCGCGAACUGCUGGGCGUGAAGGAACUUUCGACGGUCGUCAUUAACGGUAAAGCUCAACGGGAUGACGCCGGAAAUCUCACUGUGUUGGCCAAAGGCCAACUGGCCAUCGACCGUGGCGACGUGGCAAACAAACGUCUUCGUCCACGGCGGCACGUACUUACCCGGUACGUGCUGCCGGCGGGGCUGUUGCUUGGGUUCCUAUCGCUGAUCGCAUGGGCAGCGUGGGAUCUGGUGUUCCCGCCGCGGCAGGUGACGGUGGUGCCGGUGCUAUCCACCACAGCAGAGGUUCGACAGGGGGGAACUCCGUUGUUCCAAGCCGCAGGUUGGAUCGAACCGCGCCCAACCCCGGUUCGUGCAGCUGCGCUCGCCCCCGGUGUGGUCGAAGAACUGCUGGUCGUGGAAGAUCAACCAGUCACCCGCGGUGAGGCCAUCGCCGAACUCAUCAAAGACGAUGCCCGGCUAAUUCUCGAACGCGCCGAAGCCGAUCUCGAACUUCGCCAGGCCGAACUCGACGAGGCCUCGGCGACCCUCACGGCAGCAGAGACGCGACUUGCGCACCCAGUUCAUCUUGAAGCUGCCCUUGGCGAAGCGGAAGCGGCGCUGGCGAAACUGAAGACUGAGCUAAAGAACUUACCCUUCGAACUCCGCCGCGCUGAGGCAGAAUUCGAAGCACUACAGAAGUCGGCCGAGAGCAAACAAGCCGCCAAGGGAGUGGUUGCCGGAAUCGCCAUCGACAUUGCCGUGAGCGAAGCCGAUGCGGCACGGGCACUCGUCGAGGAACUCACAGAUAGGGCUGAGUCACUCGAAACUGAACUGGCCGCACUGACCACUCGCCGCGAUGCUUUGAAGACCCAGUUGGAGUUGCUCGCCGAUGAACAAAAAGCCAAAGGUGAAGCGGAAGCCAGAGUCAAAGCAGCACGAGCACGGGUGGCGCAAGGAAAGGUUGCCCUCGCCGAAGCGAAGCUGCAACUCGAGCGAAUGACGAUUGUUUCGCCGAUCGACGGCCGCGUCUAUCGGCUCAUCGCCCAUCCCGGCACCCGAAUCGGCAGCGGGAUGACUCACAUGCAAGGGCACGACGGCAGCACGGUCGUUACUCUCUAUCGCCCCGAUAGGUUACAGGUUCGGGUCGACGUCCGCUUCGAGGACAUACCCCAGGUGAGUCUGAACCAACCGGUGGAGAUUGAUAACCCAAGCUUGCCUGGACCGGUCACUGGACACGUUCUGUUCAUUAGCUCCGAAGCCGACAUUCAGAAGAACACGCUUGAGGUAAAAGUCGCGAUUACUGAUCCGCCUCCUGUAUUCAAGCCGGAGAUGUUGGUCGAUGCGACCUUCUUAGCCCCAGAACAGCCUGGGCGAUCGACGGAACCUUCGCAAGAAGUGCGGCUAUUUGUGUUGCAGCAGCUCAUCCAACGCGAUGAUGGCGAUGCGUACGUUUGGGUGGCAGACCAAUCCACUGGAACGGCUAGGAAGACACCGAUCCAGACUGGGGCAGUUGGCUCCAACGGUUUGCAAGAAGUAACCGCCGGCCUGACCGCAGCGAACAAACUCUACCGGAGAUCAUCCAUAAUGGCCCUCAUCGAAAUCCGAGAUGUGACGAAGACGUUUCAUAAGGGCGAAGAGUCGAUCACACCCUUGGACGCGGUCUCGCUGGAUAUCGAGCAAGGCGAGUUCUCGUCGUUGAUGGGAGCCAGUGGCACGGGAAAGUCGACUCUCUUGAACCUCAUUGCAAGUAUCGAUCGCCCCGAUUCCGGCAGCAUUGUGGUCGAUGGCACCGAUAUUACGCAGCUCUCACGUACCAGGCUCGCCAACUGGCGGGCCGCCAACCUGGGCUACAUUUUCCAAACCCAUAACUUGGUGCCCGUGCUCACUGCGUAUGAGAACAUCGAAUUACCAUUGAUGCUGUUGCCGAUGUCGCGUAGUGAGCGACAAAAGCGAAUCGAGAUUGCCCUGGAAGCAGUCGACCUGCUCGAUCGCGCCGAUCAUUAUCCACGCCAAAUGUCCGGCGGACAAGAACAACGCGUCGGUAUCGCUAGGGCCAUCGUUUCGCACCCAAAAGUGGUCGUCGCCGACGAACCGACGGGCGAUCUCGACCCAGACACCUCCGAGCAGAUUCUUAGCCUGCUGCAACGGUUGAAUGAACAGCUCAAUGUCACACUGCUGAUGGUGACCCACGAUGUUGAGGCCGCACAAAUUGCCCAUAAGCAGUUUCGCCUCGACCGCGGAAAGCUCGUGCAAACCGGUGGCCCCAUGUCAGACUACGAUCGCCAGAUUCAGGAACUAUCGGGUGUUCGGGAAGUGGUCCCCGUGCAAGUGUUCACGAAUAACUGUCGGGCGAGCCUUGACGUGGUCGUGUUCUAUGGAGUUCCGCCCGAGAAGCUGCGUAUCGCCCGCGACUUCGACCUUUUGUCGGGGAAUUGGCAGGAGUUCGAAGAACACCAGGACGCUGCCGUAGUGGGCCGCGCCGUGGCGGCCCGCCGAGGAAUCAAACUCGGCGACAAGUUCUCCAUCGGCGACUUGAGCGUAAACGUCGCCGGGAUCUUCACCAGUAACGACCCUGCAGAGGAGAACUACAUCUAUUCGCACCUUGAGUUUCUGCAGCGGGGGAAAGGCAUGAACCUGGUGGGGACCGUCACGCAGAUGGAAAUACUUCUUGCUGAGGGAGUUGACCCUACGAAGAAGUGCGCGGAGGUCGACGAGCUAUUCCGCGGUGGUCCCGUGGAGACCGAUACGCGCCCCAAAGGCGUAUUUCAGGCGAAGAGCCUGGGCGAUCUUACGCAGUUAAUCGGCAUGGCUCAUUACCUGGGAUACGCCUGCGUAGGGUUGGUGCUGGCCCUGGUGGCGACGACCACGGUCAUGUCGGUCGAAGGUCUUUUCUCUCGUAAUGACCGAGAGCGUGCUGCUAAGUAUUGCCGGAGGAAUCAUGGGCGUCAGCGCGGCGAUGCUACUCCUGAAGCUGAGUAG